This is a messenger RNA of Porites lobata, 5500 nucleotides long. The record is from the annotation of a GenBank genome assembly. NCBI's taxonomy places the organism in Eukaryota, Metazoa, Cnidaria, Anthozoa, Scleractinia, Poritidae.
AUGAAAGGAAAAACGGUGAUACCAUUCCGAGGCUGCGAGCACCUCAGUCAGAAAAACAAAAGUGCUUACAAAGGUAUUUGAAGUUAACGGUGGAAAUUUUUUUGGAACCUUCAACAUAUAUUGGGACUUAACAAAUGAUGCGAAUCUGCCCUGGAUUCUUGUUAAAAUGUGGGUAACCUUUUUCCGGACGCUGAACGGGUAAAAACCAAAGAGCUGACGUAAUUUCGCUUGCCGACGGGUUUUUUUGCUGGAAAAAUUUUGUGUAUUAAUGUGUACUAGGAAGGCAACUAAAAUACUGAUUUCAGCUAGACUGCUGAAUUUUUUUUAAGUCAGCUAGAGGUUUCAUUAAACCAGACAAACACGUCGUAGACUAAAGUAUAGUGUUUAUAUAUAAUUUUUCUUCUGAGCUGUUAUCGAUACUUUAUCGCUUUUUAGGCUCAAGAAUUAACUGUUUACAGAUAUGGACGAAUUCUGUGAAGAGAACUGAACAAGAAAGAACUACAGAAUGGAAUAAGUUCAACCAAGUAGAGCUGGAUGACAUUCUUUAUGGAUCCUCAAUCAACCAACAAGGUUCAAUUCAGAAAUGUUUGGAGGGGACAAAGUUGCUAAAAGGUAUAUUAAACUCUGCUGAUACUAGUUUUGUCAAAAUCUUCAAAACGAAAGAGUUAUAGCAAGUUUCGGUCGCAAUUAAGGUUUUUUUCUAGGUUUACUAAAGAAAACAGUCCGGUAAACUUGACAGAUAAACUAUCAGAUGAAGUACAUUAAGUAAACAACAGUCUAACUAUACUGAAGUCCAGAAGGACCAGCUGGGCCGGCUAACAUGCAUGAUUAUGUUAUUAUUGUGUAUCAAGUGGGUGUUACCCUGAAAAUUUGGAGCAAUUUUUUUUAAUGAACGAAUGUCAAGAGAUUUUUUUCAUCUUUCUUACGUCUGUACAAGUCUUAUUUGGUUAUAAUUUUUAAGGCUUAUCAUUGGAGAUGUUUGAUGUAACUGAUUUUGUCAGUACUUCCUUAAUAAACACUUUUUUCGGAUCUUGGGCUUUAAAAAAGCAAAAAACACUAAUUACACACAGGCAAUUAAAACUAAAAACUGAAAUUCGGUCUUUUACAAGUUCAAAGGACCUUAACAGGUGCAAAUGACUGACCAUCAGCGCUUCUUUCUGUAUCAUUAAGCGUCUCUAAAAAUGAUCGGAUUUCUUAGUCCUAUACUACAGGAGUGGAUGAGAGAGCGGAAUAACAUACUGUAUAGAUAUAGCGUCAAAACAACUCAGAAAACAUUUUGAAAGGUGGGAAAACAUUAUUGGUUGAAGGAUCUGCAAAACUAUUUAUACCGCACACUUCUACCACUUACGAGGGAAUGUUUCAGCUUCAUGUAUGGUAUAAAAAAAAACCCCUUUUUACACAGUCGGAAUUUAUUGGUGUACACAAAUGAAGACAUACCCUUAAGCGCCGGGCUGAAUGAUUUGUUAGAUGGCGUAUUGUGAUUUUUAGGGGAACUUGUUAUGACGCUCAAUUAUGUGUUGCUUUUAAUUUUUAUUAUCCUUGACAGAAGCACUGUAUCAGUUAAAACAUCGUUUUAAAAAGCAUUUGAUUUAAUCCACAACCGUAUUCCCGAAGACUUAUUAGGGAAGGCAUGCCCUAACAGUAGUCUUUGUUACGAGGAAUUCAGUUAUUUGUGAUUUUGACCCUUGAAUUCAGUACUGGUGUAGACUAAAUUUAAGGUUUUUGAUCAGUACGCAUGCGGCCUAGCUUCAGGACUUGUUUACGUCUUCAGUGCAUACCUUAGUGACAAGUCUCGACCAGUGACUCAGUAUGAGUUAGCAUUGACUCCUGUUCAGUGCUUUAUUUCUUUUAGGACAUGAAAUGUAUGAAAUAGAACUUCUUUCGACAACAGUUGCCACAAAUUGUUCAGGUGAUUUUGAGGCAAAUAAACAUAAGAAUAUGUUUAAUACAAUGACUGAUGUGAACUUUAUCCGAGGACUUAUUCACAAGUAAUCACACUUUUAGGUUACUUUUAACCUUGUUAAAGUCUUAAAGCCAAUUAACAUAUCUUUUAUUGAUAUGUCGUUCAUCUAAAUGAUUCUUUUCUUGACUAAAUUGGACUGCAUUUCCGUGGCUAUUUCGAUUAACCUGAAGUCAGUAAAGUUUUCUUUUCUACCAUUACAUUGCUACUUAUUAUUUGUCGCCGGAUUCUUUUUUUCAGUAAUGUUCUAGGCUUUUUAUUUCAAUGUUUCGUUUUAACUCAAAUAACAAAGCGCUAAAUAUCUUAACGUUUCAGUCCUGAACUCAACCCAUUCCUAAAUUAGGGAUUGAAAUAAUAUUGCAUACAUUUAUAAUGAAUCCCGUGACAGUUCGAAAAAGCCGAUACAAUUUAAACUCAAGUUUAUUGGUGAACUUUGUUUGUCAUUGAAAAAAAAAUUAGCCUGUUUAAGUCCCAGUUCAACAUCUUCUCGAAGUUUUAUUUGCAAUGUUCCUCGGUUAAAAAUAAAAUUGGGGGCAAAGUCGUAAGAUAACUUCCUUUCUAAUGAAUUAUCCUGGUUUUAUCUGAUUUAACUGAAUAGUUUUAGGACACUGGGUCAUUCGAAUUUGUGACGGAUAUCAACACACAAGAAUAAGAUUGGCCGUAAACAUAGUGAUUAAUACAAAUGUGUCUUGCAAGAAACAGAAGGACACUAAUAAAACAGAAAUGUGUAUAAUACAAGGUAGCAACUCAUCAUUCAAUUUAAUUAAAGUAUCGAAUAAAUUUGCCAUUAUAUUAGCAUCGACAUUGACUUUAAUUUGGAUUGUAUAUUUUAUACGCGCGCUAAUUCCUCUAGAUCUUAUUCGAAAGACAAAACAAUUCUAAAAGGUUUAACCAUAAGCCCAAAAUGUCAAUUAUGUUGAUUUGUGUCGAUUAUGAUCUAGGCAUUUUAACUCCGCAAUAUAUGGCUUAGUUCCAAACUUUAACACGAUAUAAUUACUUUUUGUAGAAAAUGUAAAAUUGGAAAAGUUGCAGGUGCAUGGGAACGAAUAUUAUAUAUUGGCCAUGAAAACUCCGGUUCCUUUUUAAAAACAAGAUUCAUUUUAUAGGCGUAGUCUGGCGUUUGUAAUGGCGUUCUUAUAUCCAACUGAGCGCACUUCGCUUAACUUAUCAACAGACCCAGUUUCUGCAGGCAUUUUAAAGAAUCCUUCAUACUCCGGGUUCAGUCAUCAAACAGAUGCGUCUCCCGCACCCAUGUGCUUGCCGCAAGGUAUUCGGCUUGUGAACAAGGGACACCAAGUUGCUGUGGUAUGUUCUCGUUCUUUUAUCGCCAAGGGAACGCGUUUUGGACCUUACCAAGGGAGAGUUGUUCGGCCUUCCCAAGUAAAAGAAGGCCAAAAUAAUGAAUUCCUGUGGGAGGUGAGACUAGUUAAGGAGGCAAUUUGUCUUGCUGAAAUGAUUAAUUCUUAGAGAUUCUCUAGAGAUAGAGAAACAACCUCUAACAUUUGUUAAUAUUGAAGUUUUGCUUUUUGUGCCAGUAAUCGGGCACGAAAUCCUUGUAAACCAGUAGAAAAGUUUCUUGUCACGUUUUCCUAUUCCGAAACGAUUUCACGGAUUGAUAUUCUUUAAGGCUGUUUAUCACUUGUAAUCGGAAUACACGUACUUAAAUUCAAAAGGAUAAAAAAAAUUAUACGAUUAGCAAUGCUAUGUUUAGUAACUAUAUUUGCGUUUCCUCUUGGGUUAUUUCGUGCUAAGGUAAAAUUUGGAUCAAGUAGGAAAACCUUUGGGCCAAAUUACUUCAAUUUUUUUACUGCAUUUAAUAUAUCUGGAGCUAACACUAGCCAAUUGAUGCCAAAGUAAAGUGUGAGAGACAUGAAACAAACAGAACACUUUAUAUUGGAAAAACGUGAAAUAUAGUAAAAACAGGAGACAAAAGAAGGUAAAACUGUGUUUGCUCUCCAUUUUCAUUAAUACAGAUUUUUAAAGAAGAUGGAUGCCUGGCUUAUUAUAUUGAUGGCCAAAGAGAGGCACAGAACUGGAUGAAACUUGUUAAGUGUGCACGAAACAGUGAAGAGCAAAACCUUGUUUUGGUUCAAGAUGGCGACCAGCUGUUUUACGAGUCAUGUCGCGAUAUUUUACAUGGAGAAGAACUGUUGGUUUGGUAUGGGAACAACUAUCACAUGUUUAUGGGAAUUCCAACAGGAAUAAAGACUUUCCCGAAAAAGGAAAUAAACAACGAAGCUCUGCAAGGUGAGGGGGAGUUGUUUUUAGUUUGAACUCCAGUAAUAAUUAUGUAGAAAGGCGAACUAAGUACGGUUAAAAAAAUUUGAAGGACCCAUGACGGAAUAGUCGAAUAUGACGUUAUUGACUUUCUCAAAAACACUGACCGCGCCGUACCUCCAAAAUAUAAUCAGUUUUCUCUAUAUAUUGAUACGUGUAACAAACUUAUAUAUUGGGUGCAAAAGGGAGAGGAAGUCUAUGCUAAUUGAAGAGUAUCUCGGAUAUGUCACGAUCUUGAAUACUUUCAGACGUAAAAUAGAGCUGGGAAUUUUUGAAGAUUUAAUACGGAGUUUUAAUGUUCUCCAUCUUGUUUGGUCGCUAUUAUCUCUCUAUUCGCUCUAAAAUGAGAUAAAGGGAAUGAGGAUCCAAGUGAAUAAGCGAGCGUGCCGUAUACCUUAGGGAUUCGUUCAUGGAAUUUAAUCCUUCGCGUGUGUUUCGCAGAUUAAUUUUCCUUUUUUGCAGUUGAGUUUGAACUUUGCCAACUUUCUGCACAGAACUUCUAGAUGCGCGCACAACCCGGCACGUGGUAUUAAAAUUAACUGCAGUUAGUUUCAUUGAUAGUAAAUUAAUCACGUUUUUUUACAUUCCACCAUAGGUCUGUUUGGAAGUUUUUCCUGUGAGCGGUGCGGUAAGGUAUUUGCCUACAAAUAUUACCGUGACCGUCACCUUAAAUACACGCGCUGUGUUGAUCAAGGAGACCGAAAAUUCCCCUGCAGCAUGUGUGACCGAUCAUUUGACAAGCGUGAUCGUCUUCGCAUUCACGUUUUGCAUGUACAUGAGAAGCAUCGUCCUCAUCAAUGUACAGUGUGCGGCAAACGUUUCUCACAGUCAUCCAGCCUCAACAAACAUAUGAGAGUUCAUAGUGGUGAGAGACCUUACAAGUGUCCACACUGUAUCAAGGCUUUCACGGCUUCUUCUAUUCUGCGCACACACAUCCGUCAGCAUAGCGGUGAGAAACCCUUCAAGUGUAGGCACUGCGGACGAGCCUUUGCCUCACACGCGGCUCAUGACAGUCACGUGCGUCGAACUCACACUAAAGAGAAACCUUGCGUGUGUGAGUAUUGUGGAAAAGCAUUCGCGCAGUCGUACGAACUGAAGUUCCACAUUAACAUGCACACUGGAGCCAAGCCCUACACCUGCGAAAAAUGUGGCAGAGCGUUUUCAAGUCCAUCGUCACGUGAUCGUCAUCGUGCCAAUUUUGACUGCAUUACGAGAAAAAAUCGUGCACCUAAGGUUAUGCGAAAGACAUUAAUAAACAUCUGA